Messenger RNA from Gossypium raimondii (Peruvian cotton), 1810 nucleotides. Its product is annotated as probable protein phosphatase 2C 42. The transcript has 4 exons. Gene Ontology annotation, biological process: protein dephosphorylation. Gene Ontology annotation, molecular function: cation binding; protein serine/threonine phosphatase activity. NCBI's taxonomy places the organism in Eukaryota, Viridiplantae, Streptophyta, Magnoliopsida, Malvales, Malvaceae. Bases 403 to 1560 code for a protein of 385 amino acids. The record is from RefSeq and is a predicted model, not a curated record.
GAAGCCUACAAAUAUGAAUAAACAAGAAAACUGAAAAAAACAAAGAAAAAACUACAAUAAAGAGCUUGAAAAAUAACACCCCAAAAAAGAAAACCACCCAAGACCACCGACACCUCCGCCGAUCAUCCACCGCCGACCACCACUACUUCCAUUCACUUCCCAACUGGAAAGAUCUUUGGGUUUUAUUUUUAAAUGUGUUUUUUAAUUUCAAUUAAUCAUCAUAUCAUUCUUUGAUUCCUCAGUUUUAGGGAAUUUUUGGGGUCUUUAAAAAGACCAAAAAGGGGUUCAUUUUUAAAAAAAGCUUAGAUCAAAUCUUAAAAAAAUGGGGAUUAUUCGGUGGAUUUAGGAUUUUGAGGGGGCUUUUGGGUUUUGUAAGGGUUUUUUUUUAAUGAGAGAUGUCUGAUGCUUCAGGGAUUAAUGAAUCUGCUCUCGGUUUGUUGGAACCCAUUUGGGCAUGAAGUAGAAAGUCACGAAACAAACGGCGUCCUUGGCGGCGGCGAUGGCGGUGGUAGUGGUGGCUCAAGGGAAGGUAAAGAUGGGUUGCUUUGGUUUCGUGAUAUAGGGAAAUAUGGGUCCGGUGAAUUUUCCAUGGCCGUGAUCCAAGCAAACCAAGUGCUCGAGGACCAAAGCCAGAUCGAGUCCGGCCAAUUUGGUACCUUCGUUGGGAUCUAUGACGGACACGGCGGCCCUGAGGCGGCGCGUUACGUUUGCGAUAACUUGUUCAGCCACUUUCGAGCCAUGACAGCCGAAUCAGAAGGAGCUGUCACUGCUGAGACCAUUCAAAGAGCUUUUCGACAAACUGAAGAAGGGUUUACGGCCCUUGUGUCGGAGUUAUGGAGUACUCGACCAAAUAUGGCAACGGUCGGGACGUGCUGUCUGGUUGGGGUAAUAUAUCAGCAAACACUUUUUAUUGCAAAUCUCGGUGAUUCACGCGUUGUGCUCGGCAAGAAAGUUGGCAACACCGGAGGAAUGGCUGCUAUGCAGUUGUCAACUGAACACAAUGCUAAUAUCGAGGCUAUUAGACAUGAACUUAAGGAAUUACACCCGACUGAUCCGCAUAUUGUUGUUCUCAAGCACGGAGUUUGGAGAGUAAAGGGCAUUAUUCAGGUUUCUAGGUCGAUAGGUGAUGUUUAUAUGAAACACGCACAGUAUAACAGGGAACCGAUUAAUGCAAAAUUCAGGCUUCCUGAACCAAUGAAUAUGCCGAUAUUAAGUGCCAAUCCAACUAUUAUUUCCCAUGCUCUCCACCCAAACGAUUCUUUCCUUAUAUUUGCUUCUGACGGUCUAUGGGAACACUUGAGCAACGAAAAAGCCGUGGCUAUUGUCCAUAGUCAUCCACGUGCGGGCAGUGCGAAAAGGCUAGUCAAGGCUGCCCUACAAGAAGCAGCGAGAAAACGAGAAAUGAGAUAUUCGGAUCUUCGUAAGAUCGACAAGAAGGUUCGACGCCAUUUUCACGACGAUAUAACUGUUAUUGUGUUAUUCUUUAAUCACGAUCUUAUCUCCAGAGGUGCCGUUCAAGACCCUCCGGUAUCGAUUCGAAGUGCAUUAGAACACAAUUAAAUUCAUAUGGCCGAAUAGAUUUCUACUUCGUCCGGUUCCCCCGCCCCCCCUACAUACACAUGAAACUGUACCAACGGACGACCAUUCCCCGAUCCACCGGCUCGUAUACUGAUUAUAGGGAGAGAAUUCACAUCUGUAAAAUGAUUAAAAAAAGUGUGACCAACAUUUACUGCAAUAACUUUGUUAACUCAUCAGUGUAUAAUCUAAUUGAAUGCUUGUGGUAUUUGCAUUUGAUCGCAUUUCAUGAUAA